This is a messenger RNA of Microbotryum saponariae, 2668 nucleotides long. NCBI's taxonomy places the organism in Eukaryota, Fungi, Basidiomycota, Microbotryomycetes, Microbotryales, Microbotryaceae. The record is from the annotation of a GenBank genome assembly.
AUGGCCAGGAGGGUAAGUACGCUGCAACAGUACUGACCGCAUGGCUAGACCUGAGCUGAUCUGACCCCAUCCACCAUCUCGUACCUUCACUCCCCCAGAAACCCAACUCGGCCAAGAACAAGAAGCAAAAGCUACAAGCCCACAGAGCGACCAAACGUGAUCAACAUGAUCAACUCACUCGGUCAACUCCCUCAACGGCUACCCUCGUCACCGCCGACGGCUCCACAGCCUCACGCUAUCGCUCCGUUCUCGCCGGACACGGUAACUUGAACGGUGGUGGUGCUGCUGCCUCAACGUCAUCGACCCACCCCAACUCGACCUCCGCGCUCGUGAGGAAACGCCAGACCUUCCCCUCGCGUCGAACACCCGAAGAGAUCGCCAAAGCGAACGGCAAGAUGAAGCUCGAAUCCCGUUUCCUCAAACUUCCCCUCGACCUCAUCCAACACUUUCGACUCGUCGCUUCGACCGAACCCCUCGAACGCCCCGUCGCUUCCGUUCGCGGCAUUCUGAAGGAAGAAGGAUUGUUGCCGCUGGAAUUCAAGGAUCUGCAGGAUCAAUUGACGUGUCCAAAGAGACCAAAAUGGAAGUAUACCAUGACCAAACUUGAAGUUGAAAAGAACGAAGGUCAGUCCGCUGCGGGCUCGCCCGAUCAAGAAGAAUCUGCCUUCACUUUGACUGACACCUCGAUUCUUCGUAGAGGGCAUGUUCAAGAAAUGGCUCGACUCGACCGACGAACUACUUGCGCAACAUGCCGAAAUGGCCCAAGCGGCUGGACCGCUUCGUACCUCGCCUUCUUUCUACGAACGUAAUCUCCAAGUUUGGCGACAGUUGUGGCGAGUCAGCGAGGCUUCGUCGAUCUUGCUCAUUCUCGUCGGUCAGUCGCCCUCCCGUCUCGCUCUCUCUCCCUCUCUUUGAUUGGGGCUGAUGAGUAUCGCGCGUGACUUGAACAGAUGUUCGCUUCCCUUUGAUCCAUUACCCGCCGGCUUUGGAACAAUACGUCAAGACUCUUCGGCCCAAGAAAAAGGUACGUCCCCGAGAAUUUUCACCCGCUGCACCGCCAAAUACCCCGCUCAAAGAAGAACGUCCGCCUCCACUGCACAGGUGAUCCUCGUCCUCACCAAAACGGACCUCGUACCCCCUUACCUCGCCACAGCCUGGACCAAAUACUUUGAAGAACGCGAAGGUCCCGAAGGAGCCCAAGUCGUCCAAAUGCAAGCUUAUCGAGAGAUCGAACGUUCGGCUUUGACUCAAGGUACUCAAGCGCGUUACGUACCUGCUGCUCCUUCGGCGAAUCGGCAGGAUUUAUUGGGCGCGUUGAAGAAGGCGCAUAAGGACUUGUUGGAACCUCCUGAGGGAGUGAGGGGGUAUCCUGAGAGAGUGGCGAGGUGGAGGCCGAGGGUGAGGAGAGGGGUGGAGUGGGAUACGGUGGAGGACGAGGAGGUUGUGAGGAAGAGGGAUGAGGAGAGAAAGAGGUUGGAACGAGGGGGUGGGGAGGAGGUGAGGUCGGGUAUUCGAGGAGGGAAGAAGAGUAGGAGGGCGAAAAAAGUCGAAGGGUUCGUGAUGAGGAAGCCGAUAGGAGAAACCGGGGAAGCUGUGGAGGAGGAAGAGGAGGAAGAGGAGGAAGAGGAGGAACAAGAAGGCGAUCCCGAUGCCGAAACCGCAGGUGAAGACGACGAAGAAUACCCUUACCUCACCAUUGGCUUGAUCGGACAACCCAACGUCGGAAAGUCAAGUCUGUUGAAUGCCCUUUUGGGGAAGAAGGUCGUCAGGGCUUCGAGGACCCCGGGCAAGACCAAGACGCUGCAGACAAUUUUCUGGAACUCGACGAUUCGGUUGUGCGAUUGUCCUGGUCAGUUACUAGGGUUUCGGGGGUGGAGAAGGGGCAUUGGGAGCUGAAAGGUUGAGUUCUCGCUACAGGGCUUGUGUGCCCUUCAUUCGCGGGUAUGGAGCGUCAAGUACUUUCGGGGAUCCUCCCUAUUCAAAACGUCAGUCUGCGGAUCAAGCAUGUAAGCUAUCACGCGCAGCGGCUGAUCGUCCUCUGUCCCAAAAGGUCGAGCCCGUGUUGCACUUUGUCGCGCAACGCAUGCCCCUCGAAAAGCCUUUAAAGAUCCAACACCCCUCCUACGACCCCAACGCAUUCGACGAUAACCCCGUUCCGGAAUGGACGACCGAUUCCCUCCUGACCGAAUACGCGCUCUCCCAAGGCUUCAUCACCGCCAAAGCGGGACGACCUGAUUUAUACCGAGCGGGCGCGUUCGUGUUGAGGCAGUUGCAUGCGAGUGGAAUCCCGUGGGGUUUUAGACCUGAUUUCAAGGAGGGGGAUGUAGGUGGGGAGGGAGGGGAGGAGGGUAUUUGGUUGAAGGGGUUUGUCGGAGGGGGAAAGGUCGGCAGUGAGAAGGAGGAGAGGAGGGGGAGGAGGUUGGUGGGAGAGGGAGAGGGGGAGGAGGAGCAGAGUGGGAGUGAAGAUGAUACGGAGGAGAGUGCGGACGACGACGACGACGAGAGUGAGGGGGAUAGUGAGGAGGUGGAGGACGAGAAGGCGGCGAGGGCCGUGUUGGGCGCUUUUGCGGCGCUGGAGGUGGAGGAUAACGAGGAGGAAGGCGGAAGUGAAGGCAGUGAAGGCAGUGAGGGCAGUGAGGGUAGCGAGGAUGAGGCGUCUGAUGCUUGA